This is a messenger RNA of Trichoderma virens Gv29-8, 1023 nucleotides long. RefSeq lists its product as uncharacterized. The coding region runs from base 1 to 1023 and encodes 340 amino acids. The transcript has a single exon. The record is from RefSeq and is a predicted model, not a curated record. Gene Ontology annotation, molecular function: hydrolase activity. Lineage: Eukaryota; Fungi; Ascomycota; Sordariomycetes; Hypocreales; Hypocreaceae.
AUGGAUACCAGCAAGCUGAAGCCGCAUGACCCUCGUGUCAAGUACGAGACCAAGCUGGUCCGCGGCAAGACAUACUCUUACAUCCUCGGUGAGCCCGAGGGCCCCAAGGUCGACACCAUUGUCCUUGUUCACGGCUGGCCCGAUCUCGCCUUCGGAUGGCGCCAUCAGAUCCCCUACUUGAUGUCCCUGGGCUACCAGGUCGUUGCGCCCAACAUGCUUGGCUACGCCGGCACCGACGCCCCCGAGGACCUCAAGCACUACAGCUAUAAGAGCGUCUCUGACGAUCUCGCCGAGCUGGCUCGUCACUUUGUUGGCCAAGAUGGCCAGAUCGUUCUUGGCGGCCACGACUGGGGCGGUGCGGUAGUCUGGCGAACAGCCUUCUACCACCCCAAGCUGGUCAAGGCUGUCUUCUCUGUCUGCACUCCAGCGGCCCCCAUGACCACCGAGUACACCCCCCUCGAGGUCAUCAUCGGCGCGGGACGCCUGCAGAACUUCAAGUACCAACUGCAGCUCAAGGAAACCUUCGUCCAAGACCACGUCACUGGCAAGGACAAGCUCCGCCAGUUCUUCAAAGCCAUAUACUAUGGCCAAGGCCCCAACAGGGAGGUCGCCUUCAACAUGGAGCACGGCCUCAUCAUCGAGAACCUGGAUCUCAUCCAAGACCCCCCUCUGCUGGACGCCGCCGAGCUGGAGUACUACGUCGAGCAGUACUCGCUGCAAAAGGCCCCCGAGCUGCGUGGCCCUCUCAACUGGUACCGAACACGCGAGAUCAACGCCAAGGAGGAGAUCGCGCUGGGCAAGACCAACCCGCCCAGGAAGUUGGAGCAGCCCGCGCUCUUCAUUGCCGCGUCCAAAGAUACCGCUCUACCGCCGGCCAUGUCUCAGGGCAUGGAGGCAGGCUUUAAGGAUCUGACCCGGGGCGAGGUCGAUGCUACCCAUUGGGCGUUGACGCAGGCCGGCCCUGAGGUUAACGAGCUCAUUUCAAACUGGCUGACCAAGGUCAACAGCGCUCCCAAGCUGUAA